This is a messenger RNA of Archocentrus centrarchus (flier cichlid), 3769 nucleotides long. RefSeq names its product rab5 GDP/GTP exchange factor-like. The transcript has 9 exons. Gene Ontology annotation, cellular component: cytosol; endocytic vesicle. NCBI's taxonomy places the organism in Eukaryota, Metazoa, Chordata, Actinopteri, Cichliformes, Cichlidae. Gene Ontology annotation, biological process: vesicle-mediated transport. The coding region runs from base 156 to 1670 and encodes 504 amino acids. Gene Ontology annotation, molecular function: DNA binding; guanyl-nucleotide exchange factor activity; small GTPase binding. The record is from RefSeq and is a predicted model, not a curated record.
CGUUUUUUUACGAAACAAGUGAAGAAGACGUAACUGCUAGAAAAUGGCUUUGGGACGAAGCUAUUUGUUCGGUUAAUGUAAAUACACCCCCAAGAGGACACUGGAGAGCGAGCGAAGAUAACGUUACAAGAAAGCUUUUUUCUUCCUUUUAAAGGAUGAUGAGCCAGCGGCGUGGGAUCCAUCUGGACCAAUCAGAGCUGCUUUGCAAAAAAGGAUGUGGGUUUUAUGGCAACACUGCUUGGCAAGGCCUGUGCUCAAAGUGUUGGCGAGAAGAAAAUCAGCGAGAAAAGCAAAAACAGAUCCAGGAAGACUGGGCACUUGCUGAAAGGCUGCAGAGAGAGGAACAGGAAGCAUAUGCAAGCAGACAGCAGAGGACCCAAUCACAGCCCUCCAUAACCCCCUUUAGCAAGUUUGAAGAGAGAAAGACUAAAGAGAAGUCCAGCAAAGUCAACACAGUCACAAAGUUUUUUAUUCCAUCCACAAAAACACCAAAAAAAGAUGCUGCUCCUUUUGAGACACAGUCCAGCCCGAGCCCCAGCUCAUCAACAAGCCGCCAGUCCUCUGUGGACAGUGACAUCGCGACACGGGAGUUCAUUGAUUUUCUUAAGCCUCUGAAGUCUGGCAGGGAGAUCUUCAAACAGUGUCGGGCCUUCACUGAGAGCAUGGUCUACAAGAGGGACAUGGGAGCUCAUGAGCUGUCAGAGUGCGUGCAGGAUUUCUACCAGAACCUUUCAGAGCGCCUUCAGAUCCAGUUCAAAGGUUCAACUGAUCAAGUAGAGUGUAUUAUGGAUGAAGUGGAGAAGUACAUGAUGACUCGUCUCUACAAGGAAGCCUUUUGUCCAGAAACAACCGACGAUGAGAAGAAAGACCUGGCCAUUCAGAAGAGGAUCAGGGCCUUGCACUGGGUCACCAUUGAGAUGUUGUGUGUUCCUGUGAAUGAAGAGAUCCCUGAGGUUUCUGACAGCGUAGUCAAAGCCAUCACAGAUGUGAUUGAAAUGGAUUCGAAGCGUGUGCCCAAGGACAAGCUGGCAUGCAUUACUCGCUGCAGUAAGCACAUCUUCAAUGCCAUUAAAGUCAGCAAAAAAGAGGCUGCAUCUGCUGACGACUUCCUCCCCACGCUGAUCUACAUUGUGCUGAAAGCAAACCCUCCACGACUGCAUUCUAACAUCCAAUACAUCACUCGUUUCUGCAACCCCAGCAGACUCAUGACCGGAGAAGAUGGCUACUACUUCACCAAUCUGUGCUGUGCAGUGGCCUUCAUUGAGAAGUUGGAUGGCCAGUCUCUGAACCUGAGCUCUGAGGAGUUUGAGCUUUACAUGUCAGGCCAGGCAUCCCCACACUGGCCACUUACCACUGGAGCCUCCUCCUCUUCCUCAGGCAGCGCAGCUCUCAGUCAGGUCCAUAAACGGCUGGACCUGCUGACAGGGCUCGGGGAAAGGCAGGAGCGGGUAAUGGAGAAAGCUCGCCAGCUGGAGAGUGACCUUAUUGACUGGACAGAUGAAGUGGAGCAGAAAGUGCAGAGCGUUCUGGAGAGUUUUCCACCUGACACGCAAAAUCCUCCUGCGUCGACAGCAAGUGGGACUGCAGCAGCUUCAUCAGCAAUUGACUCUGAUAAUGUUGAGAAUGAGCUCCUGCCCCCACCACUGCAGCCACAAGUGUUUGCUGGUUGAUAUAAAGCACUUUGCAAAAAUUCCUCUAGAGGCUUUUUUCCACCCUCACCCUUUUCCCUCCCACUGUCUGAUACAGAUCCCAUUCCCACUCCAGGCAUCUUUGAUCCCUGCUUUGUCUUAGAAGCCAUGAAGCUAGAUGGUACAGUAGUGUAACUAUCAAAUGAAAGGACAACUUUGUCAUUCUGGGAUGAGCAUUUAGUUGGUUUCUUGCAAAGAGUAAGAUGAGAAGAUUGAUGCCACUCUCGUGUCUGAACAGUAAAUGUAAAUUUGCUUAGCCUAACAAAAUUCUCUACUACCAUUUUCACUAAUGAACAUGUUUUAUCAUAAAUUAGUUUGUACAAAAAUUGAAGGGUAGAAAUGUCACUUCAGCUUUUGUACAGAUUAUCAGUUCUGUGGUGGUGGAUAUUUGUCACCUGUGGACAGGGCAAGGCUGCCUGUUUCCACUCUUUAUGUUAAGCUAAGCUGACCAUGUCCUGGCUGCAGAUGUGAGAGUGGUAUGAAUACUCUUAACUCUCCACCAGAAUGCAAAUAAGAGUAUUUAAUAAAAUUUCAAACUCUUUCUUUAACAUCAGGUAACAUGAGGUGGCUUCCUAGAAGGCAAGAACACUCCAGGUGUUUUCUCCUUGAAGCAAAGUCAGUGGUCUAUCGCUGUUACAGUCUGCUCCCGUUAUACUUUUAGAAUGAGCAGACAUGCUGAUAUCCUCAAUCCAGCUGUGCAGUGGAGCAGAAUGACUCCAUUCCAAGUUCUUCCGAAACACAUCUGUCACUCACAGUGGCAUCUUCAGUACCUCAGCUCUUAUUCGUCCUUUUGUGUGCAGACAGGAAAAAUGGACAAUAUUUAAAUAUAUAAUAAUUCACAGCUUUACAGAUGAUUUUUUUUUUUUUAAUCGUAUGUCUCUGCGCUAUGUAGGGCCUCACUAUGUUGUAUCUAACGAAAUAACAAGAAUUUUCAUUACAUUUUAGAUAAGUGAUAGUGAACAACUCCCAGUGAUGCAAUAUUCAAUAUUCCCGUUCUCUAAAAUUAAACUCCAGCUCAUGCUUGUGCUGUAUUUAGUGUGUUUCCCAACCCUACAGAGAAAUGGUCAUGAAAAAGGGUAUGUGCGUGUGUUGCAGCUGUGCAUGAGAAAGUGCGCGUGUGUGUGCGCGCGCGUGUUGCAUGGAAAUGUUCCAUUAAUGUCAAAUCAGAAAGUCCUCCAGCUAUGUGUGUAGAAAUGCGCUUUUUCAUGGCAGACCUCAUUCCAGUCAUAACCUGGAUGUACAGAAGUGAUUUUAUUUUUCUAUACAGUGUUAAGUCAACACUUCCUCUGGAUGCAGUAGGAGAUGAUAAUCCUGUAAUAUUUACAGCAGUUAAAGAGCAUUGCUUGAAGACGUAUGCGUUUUAAUGAAUGAGUAGCUAACUUCUUAAGAGGGUGUUGUAAGCAGGUCUACUGAAAGAACAGCUUCAGGUGAAUGAAACGGACAUGGAAAAAUUGGUAUGUUGCUGUUUCCUGUUAAAAAAUGAGACAAAAUCACUCCAGAGGCUUGUGGCUUCUCUAGAGUGCAGAAGAAUCUAUGUAACCAGUUUAAUUUAUUUUAAAGCACUUUUGUUUGGUUUUAAAGCUCUUCAUUCAGAAUGAAGGAAAUAAAUGCUCUAAUUAGUGGAAAGGAUGAUUGGUGAAAGUGGCUUCACUGCCCAAAUUAAGUUCUAAUGUGUUUUUGGUUUUUGUUUUUCUUUUUUUUCUUAGUCUUAUUGUGAAAGAAACAUUUUAGGAGAGUUUGUUUGAACUAUUUCAAAGGCACAUUUUCCCUUUAUUAGGUUUGACUUUUGGUGGUUGUUAAUUUGCAACAGUGUAUUCAGUGUGCGGCUGCUGUCAAAUUUAAGUUUGAGAAAAUGCUCUUAAUGCAGAUUUAAACUAUAGCUUGAAUACAUUCUUAUUGCACUGUAUGCUGAAGCCAUUUAUCAGGUAUUUUAAAACAUUUUAAACUGCAUCUUUGUUACCUUUACAUGUUUGUUUUGUUGUGUGACAUGGGAGAAAUUAACACAAUACUGUCUUUUAUUUAAAUGUAACUUAUUGGGGCAGUGUUGGUAUAUUUGCGUCUAUGGGUGUGUGAUUAAUAAA